AUGGGAAAGGAGAAGGCUCACUGUGAAGCGGUGGUCGUCAUCCAGGCCGAGUCUGGUGUUAACGUCGUCGUCAUCGGACACGUCGACUCUGGUAAGUCGACCACCACCGGUCACUUGAUCUACAAGUGCGGUGGUAUCGACAAGCGUACCGUCGAGAAGUUCGAGAAGGAGGCCGCCGAGCUCGGCAAGGGUUCCUUCAAGUACGCCUGGGUCCUCGACAAGCUGAAGGCUGAGCGUGAGCGUGGUAUCACCAUCGACAUUGCUCUCUGGAAGUUCGAGACCCCCAAGUACAUGGUCACCGUCAUCGACGCCCCCGGCCACCGUGACUUUAUCAAGAACAUGAUCACCGGUACCUCGCAGGCCGACUGCGCCAUCCUCAUCAUCGCCGGUGGUACCGGUGAGUUCGAGGCUGGUAUCUCCAAGGACGGCCAGACCCGCGAGCACGCCCUGCUCUCGUUCACCCUCGGUGUCCGCCAGCUCAUCGUCGCCGUCAACAAGAUGGACACCACCAAGUACUCCGAGGACCGCUUCAACGAGAUUGUCAAGGAGACCUCCAACUUUAUCAAGAAGGUCGGCUACAACCCCAAGACCGUCGCCUUCGUCCCCAUCUCCGGCUGGCACGGCGACAACAUGAUCGAGCCCACCAAGGAGAUGGCCUGGUACAAGGGCUGGGAGCGCGAGACCAAGGCCGGCAAGGUCACCGGCAAGACCCUCCUCGACGCCAUCGACGCCAUCGAGCCCCCCUCGCGCCCCACCGACAAGCCCCUCCGCCUGCCCCUCCAGGACGUCUACAAGAUCGGCGGUAUCGGAACUGUGCCCGUCGGCCGUGUCGAGACCGGCGUCAUCAAGGGCGGCAUGGUCGUCACCUUUGCCCCCUCCAACGUCACCACCGAGGUCAAGUCGGUCGAGAUGCACCACGAGGUCCUCUCCGAGGGUCUCCCCGGCGACAACGUCGGCUUCAACGUCAAGAACGUCUCCGUCAAGGACAUCCGCCGCGGCAACGUCUGCUCCGACUCGAAGAACGACCCCGCCAUGGAGGCCGCCUCCUUCCUCGCCCAGGUCAUCGUCAUGAACCACCCCGGCCAGAUCGGCAACGGCUACGCCCCCGUCCUCGACUGCCACACCGCCCACAUUGCCUGCAAGUUCAACGAGAUCACCGAGAAGAUCGACCGCCGUACCGGCAAGUCCAUCGAGAACAACCCCAAGUUCAUCAAGUCCGGCGACGCCGCCCUCGUCAACAUGGUCCCCACCAAGCCCAUGUGUGUCGAGUCCUUCCAGCAGUACCCCCCUCUUGGUCGCUUCGCCGUCCGCGACAUGCGCCAGACGGUCGCCGUCGGUGUCAUCAAGGAGGUCAACAAGACCUCCGGCAAGGGUGGCAAGACCACGAAAGCGGCCGAAAAGGCUGGCAAGAAGAAUCUGGUCGAUCGUCAAUUCGAACGCCUGCUGCAGAUUCUCUGGAUUCCGGCUGCUGAGGCUGCCGAGCUCUUGCAGCAUCGGCCACACAUCGAGGCCGCGCAAGUGUCACAGCUGCGCGGCAAGGAUGCCAAGCUCGACGAGGAGUUUGAGACCGUUCGCGCCAUUGUAUCACCUCGGCACCGUCCAGCUGGCGCCCUGCAUGCGAACUCGGUGGGGCUGCUGGAAUCGAAGGUCGAUGCUUGGUAUGCGAACGAUAUGCACGACGCACGCGAUCCGCACGGUACAUACACAUGA
Moesziomyces aphidis is the source of this 1710-nucleotide messenger RNA. The record is from the annotation of a GenBank genome assembly. NCBI's taxonomy places the organism in Eukaryota, Fungi, Basidiomycota, Ustilaginomycetes, Ustilaginales, Ustilaginaceae.